Messenger RNA from Salvelinus sp. IW2-2015, 3325 nucleotides. RefSeq names its product equilibrative nucleoside transporter 2. Lineage: Eukaryota; Metazoa; Chordata; Actinopteri; Salmoniformes; Salmonidae. Gene Ontology annotation, cellular component: plasma membrane; basolateral plasma membrane. The record is from RefSeq and is a predicted model, not a curated record. Gene Ontology annotation, biological process: guanine transport; uridine transmembrane transport; adenine transport. Gene Ontology annotation, molecular function: nucleoside transmembrane transporter activity.
ACUUUGACCAGACAGAUUCACAGCAAGGCCAAGCUAUAGGCCUACCGCAUGUCUAUUACUAUAUCAUUUAUCAUUGACUUUCAGGAAUUUGUAUGAGUUUCAAAGGAAAUGUAUGAAUAAACAAUCUUAAAAACUACAGUUGGUUCUUAGUGAAAGCAUGCCUCCUGGCAGAAAUGUUGCUCUUGGUGAAAUGACAUGAAACAAAGCAAUGAGUGUAGGGGUUGAAUGCAUAAAUACUUUCCAUGUUCUCACACACUCACAUUCUGAAUUGAAAUAUCACUCACCACUUUUCGCUCUGUUCCUGUUACAUUUGUGUUAGUGGGUCGGAGUGCGGAUCCUAUGCAUUUGUGUGCAUUGACGACCAAGAAUGUAUACAAGGAGUGGGCUCUGAAUUCUUGCUUAAUCUACAGACAAAGGGAGUACAGGUAUUUGGGCCUCGUCUUUGACUCCAAUGCCAAGCGUUUUAUAGACCGUACCUUUAAAUAAAUGGAGUGUGACGUUGUGAACUGGCAGAGCGGUGGAUAUCUCAGCACAGCUAACAGUACAAGCUACAAUCCAGUGGGUCUCGGACAUACAGUACUGUAGUGUAGUGAGAAUGGCGCCAUCUCCUCCUUGCAGCAAUGUGCUAGUAUGUAGAACAUGUCCUGUAUUUGUAUUAUGCAAAUAACGUGCUUAGAGCUGAUUAGACAAAUCUACUCUAUCUUUUUUAGGUGUUGAUCGUGUUCCCCACUCUUUUGCCCCUAGUUUCAACCGAUCUCCCUAGCACAGGAUGAAGGGUCGGACCGACGCUCCGCGCGAUAGGGGCUGGUUGGUGGGGAUUAUCUUCUUCAUCCUGGGCCUCGGGACGCUACUACCAUGGAACUUCUUCAUGACCGCCUCCAUGUAUUUCAACAGCCGCCUUAACAAGACUGAAUGGAGCAACGGCACGAUGGUCUCCCACAAAGAGUACUACUUCAACAACUGGAUGACUCUGCUGUCCCAGCUCCCCCUGCUGCUCUGCACUCUGCUCAACUCCUUCUUCUAUCAGCGGAUAUCGGAGAUGGUGCGGAUAGCGGGCAGCCUGGUCUUCAUCUUCAUCCUCUUCAUCCUCACUGCCAUCCUGGUCAAGAUCCCCAUGGAGGAGGACCGCUUCUUCUCUGUUACCAUGGCUACCAUCUGGUUCAUCAACUCGUUUGGAGCGGUGUUACAGGGCAGUCUGUUUGGCCUGGUGGGCUUGCUGCCUCAGAGGUACAGCGCUGUGUUUAUGAGUGGCCAGGGGCUGGCCGGCACCUUCGCCGCUCUCGCCAUGCUGGUYUCCAUAGCCAGUGAUACGGACUCUGAGACGGCUGCGUUGGGUUACUUCAUCACGCCGUGUGUAGGAACCCUGAUCACUUUGCUUAGCUACCUCCUACUGCCUCGCCUGGAGUUUGCCCAGUUUUACUUGGACAAGAGAAGGAGUUAUGAGGUGGAGACCGCAGAUGAGCUGCUGAAAGUGACAGAGAGUGGCACGGCGGUGAACGGCAAGCUGUAUGGCUCAUUGGCCAAUGGAGGUGCCAGUGGCAAGAAGGUGGAGGAAGAGGGGGCUGGGGUCAGUCCCAAGCACGCCUUCUUAACCCUUGAGCAGGCUGAGGUCAGGGACAGGAAGUCCACUGUCAUGGAGGUGUUUAAAAAGAUAUGGGUGAUGGCUUUCUGUGUGGUUUUUGUCUUUACUGUCACUCUCGCUGUGUUCCCUGCCAUCACUGUGGAUGUCAAGACCAUAUAUCCUGGGAAAUGGGAACCUUAUUUCAUCUCUGUGUGCUGCUUCCUCAUUUUCAACGUGUGUGAUUGGAUCGGCAGAACCGUCACCACCCUGGUCCAGUGGCCCCCCAAGGAGAGUCGUCUGUUCCCGGGGCUGGUCGUCUCCAGGGUGGUGUUUGUUCCUCUGCUGAUGUUCUGUAACGUCCAGAGCCGUUCCUACUUCCCCGUCCUCUUCUCCCACGACGCUGCCUUCGCCUUCAUCAUGAUGCUGUUCUCCCUCUCCAACGGCUACUGCGUCUGCCUCUCCAUGUCCUACGCCCCACAGUUGGUGGCUCCUAAAGAUGCAGAGACAGCCGGGGCCCUGAUGACUUUCUUCCUGGCCCUGGGCCUCUCCAUCGGGGCCGCCCUGUCCUUCCUGCUGCGACUACUGGUCUAGACACACACACACACCAGAGGACCACCACCAUCAGUCACCGCCAUCCGUUGUCAAGUGACAACAGCCACCUCCAUCCGUAAAGUGACGGGACACGCCAUGACAUCAUCCACUUCCAUCGUCAUACUUAGAAGGACCCAGGCUGGGAAUAGAGCUGCCUGCAUCAAAAUUAUAUUAGUACUGACCACAAUAGAUAUUAUACCAGGGAUUGAAUAUCAUCUCACCAGCUGCCUGACAUGCACAACACGUAUUGAAAUAACUGAGAUACGAAGGGUAUGACGCUACAUUAAUGCUAGCUUGCUACUUUACAACUGGUUUACUGUGGUUAGUAGUAAAAGACUCUGGUUGCCUCUCAUCGGACAACAAUGAAUGGACACAGUCGGUGCCAAACAGUUUUAAACUUGGGUCCUCAUUUUUGAGUUGGACCAUUUUAUGGAGUUUUUUUUGUAUAAUGUGUGUGUUCUUGUUGUUUUCUUAAGGCACUAACCUUAGUCAAGAACUGUAGCUAGAGGAGUUUAUGGAGAACUAAUGGAUUGUUCCACAAAGUAGAUCAUGUUCUCAUGGAAGUCUUAUUUUCAUAACGACAUCAGAUUAAAUCAGGAUUACUAGCUCUGAUGAGUAAGUACUUAUAUUUUUCAACAAAGCCUUUGAUUUGAUUGAACAUUUUUGAUUUAUUUUGGAUAUCAUGACGAUAUGAAAUAGAACAUUAUUUUUGCACGGAAUACCCAAUGAAAUUAUUUCCCUUAGUUUGCGUUUGGUUACAGAUAGGUUUCUUCAUUAUGUUAUUUGCACAUCAGUACAAAGGCACUACUUUACACAGACAACAUGGACAUUGGUCUGUGGACAUCAGCACACUCAUGUCAUUCUAGCCCAUUGGAGUGGAGAGGACCACUUGGGGUGUGUUCAAUAGAGUGAAAUGUAGUUCAUAGAAAAUACUCUAUUCGCUUCCUGUUUAUGUCAGGAUAGUGGCCCAGUAGGACUGGUUUUAGAAACAGGAUAUGAUGCAGUGUAAUGAUAGGAACAGAAGGCAGGCAGGUUAUGGGAACCAGACCACAUUCCACUCCUCCUUCCCACUGUUCUCCUGAGGGUAGCGUUCAGUCUGACCAUAACAGGGUUUCCCAAACCCGGUCAUCAGGACCCCAAGGGGUGCACGUUUUGGUUUUUGUCCCAGCACUA